Messenger RNA from Myxocyprinus asiaticus (Chinese sucker), 4658 nucleotides. RefSeq names its product xanthine dehydrogenase (gene xdh). The record is from RefSeq and is a predicted model, not a curated record. The transcript has 36 exons. Gene Ontology annotation, molecular function: 2 iron, 2 sulfur cluster binding; xanthine dehydrogenase activity; molybdopterin cofactor binding. The coding region runs from base 42 to 4103 and encodes 1353 amino acids. NCBI's taxonomy places the organism in Eukaryota, Metazoa, Chordata, Actinopteri, Cypriniformes, Catostomidae.
AGCGCACUGAUUUGAUCUCACACCGCUGAGAGACAGCAAAAAUGUCGAUCACAGUAGAAGAGAUAAAGAACAAACUUCAGGAUCCAGUGGAUGACCUUGUUUUCUUCGUUAAUGGCAAAAAGAUCACCGAGAAAAAUGCAGAUCCUGAAAUGACGCUCCUGACAUAUCUAAGGAGAAACUUGGGUUUGACAGGAACCAAACUGGGAUGUGCAGAAGGAGGUUGUGGAGCCUGCACAGUGAUGGUGUCCAAAUAUCACCCACAUCAAAGCCGGAUUAUUCAUCAUGCAGUUAAUGCCUGCUUGGCUCCUCUAUGCUCUUUGCAUCACUGUGCAGUAACUACAGUGGAAGGCAUUGGCAGCGUAGCCAGCAAACUCCAUCCUGUACAGGAGCGAAUUGCUAAGGCUCAUGGAUCACAAUGUGGUUUCUGCACUCCAGGAAUUGUAAUGUCUAUGUACGCCCUAUUGCGAAACAUCCCUCAGCCCACCAUGCAUGACAUUCAGGAGGCCUUUCAAGGCAAUUUAUGUCGCUGCACAGGCUACAGACCCAUUCUGGAAGGCUACAGGACAUUCACAAAAAAUGGGGGAUGUUGUGGUGCAAAAGGGCAAACUAAUGGCUGCUGUAUGACUAACAGACACACUGAGGAGCAUGUCAAUGGAAAUUCAAUACGUCCAGCUCAGAAGUUGCAUGACCCAUCAGAGUUUAUGCCACUAGACCCAACACAAGAGAUUAUUUUUCCUCCUGAACUCGUGAGCCUAACUAAACAGCCACAGAGAGAGUUGAGGUUUAUUGGCGAAAGAGUGCAGUGGAUACAACCCAGCUCCCUUAAAGAACUCCUAGAACUGAAGGCAACCUAUCCAAAUGCUAAACUAGUAGUUGGGAACACAGAAGUUGGUAUCGAGAUGAAGUUCAAGAACCUACUUUAUCCUAUGAUUCUGGCCCCAGCCUACAUACCAGAACUGACCAACAUUCAGCACACCCAGGAAGGUAUCGAGGUUGGCGCAUCAGUGACAUUGACUGUGCUGGGAGAUGUGUUGCGUGAAGUGGUAAAUAAGCUGCCUGCUCAUCAGACUGAGGUCUUUAAGGCUGUUCUGGAGCAGCUGCGCUGGUUCGCAGGACAGCAGAUCCGAAAUGUUGCAGCUGUUGGUGGCAAUAUUAUGACAGCAAGUCCCAUUUCAGACCUCAACCCUGUGUUCAUGGCUGCAGGCUGCAAGCUAACUGUGAUGUCCAAAGGGGGGAAACGUGUUCUUGAGAUGGACGACAAGUUCUUCCCUGGUUAUAGAAAGACAGUUUUGAAGCCAGAUGAGAUUUUGUUAUCUAUUGAGAUUCCAUACACAAGAAAGGGCCAGUACUUUUCAGCUUUCAAGCAGUCCCCUCGUAAAGAAGACGACAUCUCUAUUGUCACAUGUGGAAUGAACGUAUGCUUCCAUGAACGAUCCAACAUUGUGCAGAAUAUCCGGAUAAGCUAUGGAGGAAUGGCCCCUGUUACUGUUCUUGCCACCGCUACAUGCAAAAGUUUGCUCGACAGGCAAUGGAAUGAGGAGCUGCUACAGAAAGCCUGCACCUCAUUGGCUGAGGAGAUUACUUUAUCUCCCUCAGCUCCUGGUGGGAUGGUGGCAUACAGAUGCACACUGACUAUCAGCCUGUUCUACAAGUUCUUUCUCACUGUCCAACACAAACUGGCUCUGGAAUUGCAAACUGAGGGUGUCACUGUUAAAGACAUAAGACCUGAAUAUGCUACUGCUACUGAGCUCUUCAAGUUGGACCCACCAUCCAGUGUACAGCUUUACCAGGCCAUUCCCCCUGGUCAGAGCAGUGAUGAUGUGGUGGGCCAUCCGAUCAUGCACCUGUCUGCACUAAAGCAGGCCACAGGAGAGGCGGUCUACUGUGAUGACAUCCCCUGCUAUAAAAAUGAGCUCCAUUUGGCUUUGGUCACCAGCACUAAAGCUCAUGCCCUCAUAAAAUCCAUUGACACUUCGAAUGCAAUGGCAGUUCCUGGAGUGGUUACAUUCAUCUCUGCCAAUGACAUUCAAGGAAGUAACAUGACAGGACCUAUCGUCUAUGACGAAACAGUCUUCGCAGAUAAUAAGGUCACAUGUGUGGGACACAUAGUGGGGGCCAUUGUGGCAGACACACAGGCCCAUGCUCAGAGAGCAGUCAAGGCUGUAAAGAUAAGCUAUGAGGAGUUGCAGCCUGUGAUUGUCACCAUUCAGGAUGCUAUUAUCAAUAAAUCCUUCUAUGAGCCAGUGAGAAAGAUAGAGAGAGGAGAUGUUGCCCAAGGAUUUAAAGAUGCUGAUCACAUCCUGCAUGGUGAAAUGCACAUUGGAGGACAGGAACACUUUUAUCUGGAGACUAAUUGCACCUUGGCUAUCCCUCACGGAGAAGACGGAGAAAUGGAGAUGUUUGUGUCCACACAGUCGGCAUCCAAGACUCAGGCCCUUGUGGCUAAAGCUCUGGGAGUGCCAGCUAACCGAGUGGUGUGUCGGGUAAAGAGGAUGGGAGGAGGAUUUGGUGGAAAAGAGAGUCGAAGCACCAUCCUGUCCACAGUGGUAGCUGUUGCUGCACAGAAGCUCAAGCGACCAGUUCGCUGCAUGCUGGAUCGCGAUGAGGACAUGCUGCUCACAGGUGGUCGACAUCCAUUCUUUGGACGUUAUAAGGUUGGAUACAUGAACAAUGGAAAAGUGCUUGCACUUGAUGUGACUUUCUAUAGCAAUGCAGGCAAUUCUAUGGACCUGUCAUUGUCGAUCAUGGAGAGGGCACUGUUCCACAUGGAGAACUCCUACAACAUCCCUAACAUUCGUGGCACAGGCUACCUGUGUAAAACCAACUUACCAUCUAACUCAGCGUUCAGAGGGUUUGGUGGGCCGCAGGGCAUGAUGAUUGCAGAGAGCUGGAUGAGUGAUGUGGCUAUGAGCUGUGGUCUACCUGCUGAAGAGGUGAGGAGGUUGAAUAUGUACAAGCAGGGAGACCUCACACCCUUUAAUCAGUGUCUGGAUCAGUUCACCAUUGACCGCUGCUGGGAGGAGUGCAUGCAGAUCUCAGACUUCUGCAAACGCAAGGCUGCCGUAGAACAGUACAACAAACAGCAUCGUUGGACCAAGAGAGGGCUCUCCAUCAUUCCGACGAAGUUUGGCAUCAGCUUUACUGCUGUCUUCCUCAACCAGGCAGGAGCAUUGGUACAUGUGUACACAGAUGGUUCGGUUCUUCUUACUCAUGGUGGAACAGAGAUGGGGCAAGGCCUGCACACAAAAAUGGUCCAGGUGGCCAGUAAAACACUUGGAAUCUCCAUCACAAAGAUUCACAUCACAGAAACCAGCACUAAUACAGUUCCCAACACCAGCCCUACAGCUGCCUCUGCCUCUUCAGACCUCAACGGCAUGGCUGUCUAUAAUGCUUGCCAGACAUUGCUCCAGAGACUUCAGCCAUACAUAGACAAGAACCCCAAAGGGUGUUGGGAGGAUUGGGUGAAAGCAGCCUAUUUUGACAGAGUAAACUUGUCUGCCAAUGGAUUUUACAAGACUCCAGAUCUUGGCUAUGAUUUUGACACAAAUUCAGGAAGGGCAUUUAACUACUUUACUUACGGAGUUGCCUUCUCAGAGGUGGAGAUAGACUGUCUGACUGGCAGUCAUACGAACAUUCAUGCCUCCAUUGUCAUGGAUGUGGGCAAGAGUUUAAAUCCAGCAAUAGACAUUGGACAGGUGGAGGGUGGAUUCAUGCAGGGUUUGGGUCUGUUCACUCUGGAGGAACUACGCUACUCUCCUGAUGGUUACCUGUACACUCGUGGUCCAGGCAUGUACAAGAUUCCUGCCUUCGGGGACAUCCCAAUUGAAUUAAAGGUCUCGCUGCUGAGAGACGCUCCCAACGAGAAGGCCAUCUUCUCCUCAAAGGCUGUAGGAGAACCUCCUCUCUUUCUGGCGGCCUCAGUCUUCUAUGCCAUUAAAGAUGCCAUCACAGCUGCCAGGGCUGAGUCCGGUCUCACUGGACCCUUCAGACUGGACAGCCCCGCCACACCUGAACGGAUACGAAAUGCAUGUGAAGACAAAUUUACUAAACUGUGUCCUCCUGCGGAGCCUGGCACCUUUACUCCAUGGGCUGUGCAGGUGUAAGACACAACAUGUUCAGUUUCAAGGACCUCAGCAUUGCUUUGUUUGAACACACAACACUAUGGCAUCACAGGGAACACAGACAUGCACCGAUUCAUAUAAUUGCCAAAGAAACAGAAUGACUGAGAAUUUUGAGUAGAUAAUACUGUGAAAACAAAAGCAUUGUGCUUUUGUGACCUAUUAAUGUGUUUGAGGUGCUGUCAGUGAAACUUGCAUUAUAUGAAAAUAGUUUAAGUAUUAAAUACUGAUGUUAUAUUAUGUUGACUUUCGAUUUAAUAAUGGUAAUUGAAUUAAAUAGUCCUUCCUUAUAAAUUAUAAUAAUAGUAUUUAUAAGUCAGAUUCAUCUUAGCCCACAGUGCUUGCCAUUUACAUUUUAAUACUCAUGAUUAGAUGACUAAUGUGCAUAUUUAUACAUAGUCAUAAUAUUUUAGAUUUAUCAAAGGUUAUUGUUGAUUAAUGAUAUUUUAUCAUUUAAAAAUUCAAAAUGCCAAAUGUAUCAUUUGAAUACACCUCACUGUAUUAAAUAAAAGUCUGCAGUCAUAAGAUUCACAUACUAUA